Messenger RNA from Entrophospora sp. SA101, 777 nucleotides. The record is from the annotation of a GenBank genome assembly. NCBI's taxonomy places the organism in Eukaryota, Fungi, Glomeromycota, Glomeromycetes, Entrophosporales, Entrophosporaceae.
AUGUCUAAACGUGAAUUAAUUCUCAAAUCAUUAAAUCUUAUUGUCUACUUUGCAAUUCUUGGUGUUGCCUUUAGUGGCCACUUGGAUCAGGAUAAAAAAGAGAGAGAUGAUGUUUACCUUUUACCAGCCUUUUACACCUUUUGUAUUUGGUUCUUUAUCCAAGCUCUACUUUUUGGAUUCAUAAUUUAUCAAUGGUUUGAACCUGCUAAUGAUGUCACAGUUGAAGGUGUUAGUUGGCAUAAUGUCAUUGCUGGUACAUUAUCCAUCAUUUGGAUGAUACUUGCUCCAAAUGAAAAACUCGUACUGUUGGAAGCAUUCAUUUUAUUGGCCAUGUUCAUUGUUUUGUUCCGUUUAUAUGACAACUUAUCACUUUAUCCACCAAGAAAUUUAGCAGAUCGAUUAUUUAUUCAUUAUGGAUUCACCAUUUAUACCGCUUGGACCUUCUAUGCCACUAUUGUCAACUUCUGGAUUGCGUUACCAUCCCUUAACACCAUUUUUUCAAGUGUUGUGGCCAUUGUAAUUCUUGGUAUAGUUGGUCUUUCAUUUGUUGAUUACCACAAACGUCAUGAUGUUGUCUAUGCUGGUACCAUUGCUUGGGCUUUGAUUGGUAUUUCUGUUGAACAAAAGGAUGUCAUGCCAAUUCUUGUUGCAUCCUCAAUCUCUUCUGGUUUGAUCAUAGGAGGAGUCUUGAGAAUAUGGGCUCGUAACAUUGUUGCGUGGUUUCGUCUUCGUAGAGAGAGAGAAAGUAUUGGAGAACGAUCUGCAUUAUUAGCAUAA